This is a messenger RNA of Physcomitrium patens, 5052 nucleotides long. RefSeq lists its product as uncharacterized. NCBI's taxonomy places the organism in Eukaryota, Viridiplantae, Streptophyta, Bryopsida, Funariales, Funariaceae. The record is from RefSeq and is a predicted model, not a curated record. Gene Ontology annotation, molecular function: RNA binding.
CGGGGGAAGAGAGAGGGAGGGAGUGGCAACGAGAAUGUGGUUUCUCCGCCAGCCUCCGCUUCACAUGCUCAAGCUCGACUUGCGUUGCCCGCCUGCACGCUCGAUCGUCGCAGUAGGAGGAGGAGGACGAGCACCAGAACGACGACGACGAGGAGAAGAACAAGGAGGAAGACGGCGAACGCUUCCAAGAGGAGGAGGAGGAGACCGAGCCCGAGUCGAAAGGGACACGCUGCUAUCGGUCUCAGUAAAACCGGGAUUGGGAGUGUGUAGGUGGAGGGUGCAUGAGGCCUAGAGUCUACGGUCUGUGCUUUGGGACAUGCAGCUUAGAACUGGCACUGGAAACGGAGAGAUGGCUACUCGUCGGCCCGCAGGCCUUCCCCCUGUGGGGGCACCACCAUUAAGAGGCGGGUUUCCUGUGGAUUAUGGUCCACGAGUAGAUGACAGACGUCAAGGCUUCUCAUCUUCUACUUCUCGUCCUGCCCACAAUGGAAGAGAUGAUCUCGAAGACACACCACCCUCCAGACAUUUGUGGAUAGGGAACGUGUCUCAAGAUGCCUCAGAGGCAGCCAUCAGAGACAAGUUUUCUCAAUUUGGGGAUGUUGACAGUGUUACAGUAUACUCCUCUAGGAACUAUGCUUUUGUCAACUUCAGAAAUCUUGAAGACGCUGUGGAGGCGAAGACUCACCUUCAAGGCUUUGUGCUGGGGGGUAUGGCCAUUCGUAUUGAAUAUGCUAAAGGGCGUAUGAUGAAAUCUGAGCCAGCGAGAGAGCGGGGGGCUGAUUCUGAUUACACCAAAAAUAUGGAGGAACAAGUUGCAACACGAGCUACGCAAAGCCGUCAUCUUUGGGUCGGAGGGAUUAGUUCGAACGUAACCAAGGAGCAGAUAGAAGGGGAAUUCAGGAAGUAUGGAGUGCUUGAAGACUUCAAAUUAUUACGAGAGCGUAAUUGCGCUUUUGUGGACUAUGUGAGGAUGGAGGAUGCUGUUAGUGCAGUAGAAGCACUCAAUCGGAAGCGCAUUGGUGAAGAGGAGUUGCGUGUAGAUUAUGGACGAUCCCAGCCCUCGAAAAGAGAUUCACGGGGAGAACAAAGAGGCUCGCAAGAUGGUUACAGUACGCAACAUGGAUCGCAGGGAGGUGCGGGAAAUGGGGUGGAAGGGCGCGUUAAAGCGGAUAAAGAUGGAGGUCCUAGUGAAAUCCUAUGGGUAGGAUUUCCCCUGCCUUCGAAAGUUGACGAGGAUGGAUUACGAAGGGCUUUCAUGCCAUAUGGUGAGGUUGAACGCGUGAAGACCUUUCCAGGGCGUACGUAUGCAUUUGUCCAGUUUCAAAAGGUUGAAGAGGCUACGCGUGCAAAGAAUGCGUUGGAUGGGAAACUUUUUGAUGAUCCUCGUGUGCACAUUCGAUACUCAAAGAGCGAGAUUGGUCCCAUAGAUAGUCCACGGGAUGGCCCUCCGUCACGAAUGGUAGAUCGACAAGGUUUCUCCACAGAGGCCAUUGGAGGGUCGAGGGGAAUUCCUUCAGCAGGAAGUGAUAGGUUUGGUAGCCCUGGCAGGGCUUCUGCCAACUCUAAUGCGCGCUUGGGUGGUGGUCUCAGGCCAGAGUAUCGGCCCAACGCUCUUAUGGCUGGCCUUGUAGACCGUGGGAGUUCCAGGGAGCCUGACAUUGGGCCUGGAAUGGGUCGUGCAUCUCACAGAAAUGUGAGCCAUGUAGACGAUAUGGAGUACUCAAGGGGUAUUAGGCCUGACAGCCGUUCGUCUUAUGAUGAUGCGUGGGACUUGCCGGAUGCAGAUAUUGUGCCCAGGGAUUCUAAACGGCUGCGUGUUUAUUCCGGAGGUGGAGCCGAUUCUCCUGGAUUCGAUCCUUGGUAUGAACAGCGUCCGCAACAAAGUUCUGAUAGUGGAGCUUACAUGGGCACCGGAGUUUCUAGUACUUAUGAACCUCUCCGCUUACCAGCUACACCAGAUUAUAAUCUUGGAUUGGGAGGCAGAUCCCGAGCAGGGCUUUCAGGUCCCGAGAGCAAUAUCGCUAUGCCUAUUGGAACCAGGUCAGGUGUUGGUGGGCAUGUACCUCCUCCUAAUUCUUUAGUGUUACCGAUAUCUUCUACGUAUGGAAAGCAUAACGUGGAGGACGUCAAAGGACCAGAAGGAUGGCAAUGGCACGGAACGAUAGCCAAAGGUGGCACGCCUGUAUGCCGCGCUCGAUGCUUGCCAGUUGGCAAGGGUAUUGAUGCAACUGUUCCAGAUGUUGUGAAUUGUACGGCGCGCACAGACCUUGAUAUGCUCGCGAAACAUGUUUAUCAGGCUGGAGGGUUUGGUGUGGUAUUUUUUGUGCCUGAAGGCGAUCCUGAUGUCCCACCAUAUCAGGACUUCAUGCAUUAUCUUGGGGAGAAACACCGUGCAGGCGUUGCCAAGUUGGCUGAUGGUACAACUCUUUUCCUUGUUCCUCCAUCUGAAUUUUCAGAGAAGGUAUUAAAGGUCCCUGGGGAUAAUUGCCUGUUUGGGGUCGUGCUGAAGUUUCAACAACCAGGGCCAGCACCGGUAGUAAAUUAUAACCCACCUGCACAGCAGCAACAGCAGGUUCCUUCUUUAGGACAGCAUCCUCCUUAUUCACAACAACAAUUACCCUCUCAACACACACCGAUCUCCCAGUCGCAAUAUCCACAAAACCAGGCACCCCCGCAGCAUGUACCCGGAAUUCAGGAACCUGCUCCGUAUCAAGGCUUUCAGCAUUCUCUCCCUCACGAUGGCCAACCUGCACAAACCGGAAAACCCACCUCUGUCGGUUUGAGUGAUGGUCUUCCGAGUUCUGUUUCAAACCCCAACUCAAACAGUACUUCGAUGUUGACGCAAUCUCAGUUAGCAAAUAUUGCCGGUUUGCCGGGCGUAUUGACCCCUGAGCUUAUUGCAUCUCUUACGGCUUUGCUGCCUAAAACGAACAUGAGUCAGGUUUCCUCAAGUGCCGACUCAAAUUUGGUGCCUCCUCUUGUCUCGAAGGGAUCGAAGACAUUUACUUCUAGUCCUGGUUUGCCAGUGGGGGGCGCACCAGCGCUAGGGGGCACUCAUCAAAAUGACGUGAGGCCCGUAUUUAGACCGUCUCAGAACAAUCCUCCAACAGAACCGGCACAGGGUUGGCAACAGCAGCAAAAUCAGCAAGAUCGAUCUCAAAUUGGAGUUUCUAAUUUCCAUCUUCAAGCUGCGGAUCAAAACUCCAUGUAUACAUCUCAACCACCUCAGCAACCGCACAAUCUUCAGCCAAAUCCGUCUCAGCAGCUUCAGCUUCAACAGGCUCUACAGCAACCACCGCAUCAAAACACUCAACUUCAAGGUCAGCCCUCUCACAUGGCAGGACCACCUCUCUCGGGACAAGGUUCUAGCUUUCCGGGUCCUCCAACACAUCCGCAAGGAUAUUCUGCUCCUGGUGUGCAACAAUUUCCACCACUUCCUCAAAUGCCUAGACCACCACAACAACCGAUGGGCGGUCCUCAACAGCACAUGGGAGCCCCACCGCAGCUUCCUAGUGAUCAAUUAGCUCAACUAACAGCUCUGCUCACUCAGCGGCACCAGCAGCCUUCGCAGCAACAGGCUGCUUCACAACUUUUGCAGCAGCAUUUUCAGCAGAAUACUACUUCUCAAUCAAGUGGCCUAGCUACUGCUGUGUCCCAACCCCAACAAGGUUUGGGCCCUCAGUCUCAGUCUCAACAGCAGCAACAUCAACCUCCCCUGGGGCCUCCUUCUCAACAGCCCCAACCUCCAAAUUAUUCCCAAUACUCGCAGUCCCCUUGGGGACAGGGCUCUGCUCCACCAUCCUCAGGUCAUGGAAACUCACAACUGUCCUCUCUCGUGCCCCAACUACAGCAGCAGCAAAACUCUUCAAAUGUCCAAUCUGGAAGUUGGGAAGGUUCUUUAUCUCAGGCAAGUGCUGGCGCAGAGCUACAGGCCUCAUCCCAGAAUCAGGGUGGUAGUGAAGCAGACGCUCAAACUAAGCGAUUUCAGGCAACAGUACAGCUAGCUGCUGCCCUUUUGCAGCAGAUGCAGCAACAACAAGGAAAACCUUCAGGAGGUCAAGAACAGCGUUGAUUAUUUGCUUGAGUGCUCUGCUGCAGCAUCCUCGUUGAUUGAAGAAGUGGAGUGUCCCAGUCCAUUUCCAUUCGAGACGGUUUGUCUCAUAUUGGCGCACGAGUUCGAAGAUAAUUUGUGUCGGCCUUAGCAUUAUCAUUCUGGGACCCCGUACAUGAUCGCUUUCUCGUAUUCUUUCUGCAGUUCCACCCGAAGUGCCCAUAAUCAUGCACAAUCUAUGGACGGCUCUCACUUACCGAACAUGGCGGCCUUAUUGCAGAGACUCACGAGGCUGGAGGUUGUGUUUUUGGAAUGACAUUUUGUAGGUGUACUUGGUAAGACGCGUUGGAAUGACAUUGUGGUCACAGUAGCUACAUCAGGUACAUCAUUGUGAACUGUUUCCAUACAUGUCGCGACUCAUACAGCGAUUUCUACAGUAAUACCCAGCAACACUCAUCAAACGUGAACCUGAAGUGUGAACAAUGUUUGUUGCCAAUGACAAAAUCCAUCAGACAACAAUUUGCAGGAGAUGAUGUACAUUCACAAGUUCUCGUGAUGAGUAUUGCUGGUGGGAUUUGGCCGAUCAAUUAAGGAUCUACAAUACGCACUGAGGAUUAAAACCCAGGCGGUAGUUCUGAUCACCGUUUGGUUCUUUUUAUUUUAUUUGUUCGUGUUGCCUCCAUUCUGACAGUUUGUCCUCACCUAGCUAGUAAUGUUCAAAUCUUAGCAGUUAUGCAGUAUUGUAGAGAUUUUAAAUUUCACUCCAGUAAGCAUUAGAGCUGCAGCACGAGGACUUAAUUUCACAGCAAAAUUUAGCAUUUUCCGCAGCACCUUUCCUUGAGUUUUUUCCCUUCAAAUCGUCAAGUAAACCUUUAGGUUGAUGCUACACCCUCAUCUUAUGCAUUUUGUGUUGUCAAAUUUUAUUACAUCAGUUUAUGUGAUAGGUCACCCCAGCUGAAACCAUGGUUUGAUAUGAGAAAUGAAAAUUCAUUUUGCUUAAA